Molecule: messenger RNA, 1457 nt
Organism: Striga hermonthica
Lineage: Eukaryota; Viridiplantae; Streptophyta; Magnoliopsida; Lamiales; Orobanchaceae
Source: the annotation of a GenBank genome assembly
UGGGAGGAAGAAAGGCGGGAAGCUCGAGGGGACAUCCUUUCUCGCAACACAUUCUAGAUGCCGACUUGCCGCAGGGGUUCAGGGAGCUCAAUAUCUGGUAUGAUGGGUCGACUGAUCCCUCUCGACACCUCAGAAGUUUCGAAAACAUGGCAGUAUUGCACCGUUACAACGACCCCGUUCAAUGUCGAGCGCUCCUGACAACCUUACGGGGACCAGCCCAGGAUUGGUUUCAUCAACUGCCUCCAGGAGCCAUAAAAGACUUUGAUGGAUUUAGUUCGAGUUUCCUGAACCAAUUCGCAAGCGUGAAAGCACAAGAAAAAUCGUACCUCACUUUGAUAGGAAUGCAGCAGAAAGAAGGGGAAUCAUUAAGGGACUACGUGGCAAGAUACACUCGGGCGUGUGUCGACGUCCCAUCGACCUCUGAAGAGAUCAAGUCGGGAGGACUCACUCGAGGGCUACUCCCGGGACUCUGCAGGAAUUCCCUAGCAAAGCGGCCCGGGAGGACGUUUGACGAAGUUUUGGGGAGAUGCGCCAAAUACAUGAAUGUUGAGGAAGCCGAAGCUGACUUUCUGCAAGCGGCCAAGGCAAAAACCGAAUCUCGGGACGAAAAGAAGGAAAGAAAGCCAUUUUCGGCGGGUGAAAGAAAGGAGCCCCCGAAGAUCGAGAGAGAAGGCCGUUCGAGGGGAUGGAGGCCAACCCAAUACACUCCUCUGUCAGCUCCGCACGCCAGGAUUCUUGAAGUCAUGGAGAGAGAAAUCCGUGACAACAUUGUCAGAUGGCCACGAACGAGGAAAGAAGGGCCAACACAACCUAAAAGUAACCUGUAUUGUCGAUUCCACAAGGAUUACGGCCAUAACACCGACGAAUGUCGGCACCUAAAGAACGAAAUCGAAAGGCUAAUCAAGGCAGGCCAUCUGAAAGAGUUCGUUUAUAGGGAUCGAGAGCGAACCAACAGACGAAGGGAAAGAAGCAAAAGCCCUCACAAGAGGGCAAGAACACCCGAUAAGGAAGAGCUCCCCCAGAAGAGAGGAGUAAUUCACAUGAUAUUUGGAGGACCGACUGAUGGCGAUUCAAACAGGGCUAGAAAAGCAUAUGCUCGAGGGCAUCAUGGAAAAACCGAAGUGCAGCAGGUCGAAGAAGAUAGUCCGGUGAUGAAUUUCGGACCAGCCGACAUGGGAGCAGUCGAGAGGCCUCAUAACGAUGCCUUGAUGAUCACAGCCCAGAUAUCGGGCUACGAAGUCCAGAGAAUAUUCGUCGACACAGGAAGCUCGGUAAAUGUGAUCUUUUUCGAUUGCCUUAAACGCAUGGAACUCGACAUUGAACUCUCACCCCUCCACACUUCACUUUUUGGAUUUAAUGGCUCGGAAGUCACCCCCCUGGGGGAAACUACUCUCGCUGUCGUCCUUGGGGAAGGCGACUUAAGGAAAGUAAAAAUGGUACGCUUUGUUGUGGUCGAC